AUGGGACCACUUUCAUUUACCCUGGUACUCACCCUGGUACUCACCCUGGCCAGCCUGGGCUGCACGGGAUUCCGACAGCGCAGCCAGCACAGGAUGAAACAUGGGUACAGUGUAGCUGGACACCAUCCUUACAGGUACCCACUGUACAUGAUGCAGCUCUAUAGAGACUUCAAAUCAGUGGGCAUGACCAGGACAGCAGCCGGUGCCAACCCUGAUGCCAACCCGGCAUUGCACCAGUCAGACUCUGUGCUGAGUCUGGUCGCUAAAGAUGGCUAUCAGGUCGGUGAGAGGUGGACUUUCACUUUCGACAUGUCUUCGCUUUUCGGCGCUGAAGGAAUCAGGCUUUCCGAGCUCCGCCUGCGACUACCUGGCUUUUCAGCCUCCACCGGGACUGUCGUCGAGAUCUAUCAUGCCCAGAACUCGGCAGACAAGCGAGUCUUCAUCGGGAGCGUCAAAGCGACUCCUGGAACGGUCUUCAACAUAACCAGUCUGCUCACGCACUGGCUGCACCAAGCAGGCGAGAACCAGUGGCUCGCAAACGAAGACUCAUCAGGAGAAGAGGGCAGCGGGAGCGACGGGUACGAACCAUCAAAAAUCUACCACGUGACCUCAGAUCAGGUCAUGAUCGUGGUUUUUUUGAAGAAUGUGGCCACCCAGGGUCACCAAAGCAGCCCGUCUUUGAUGCAGACAGUAGCGGAGUCCAAAUACGUCGUCCUGGACAGACCGGCGAUCCAAAGUCGCAGGAGUAAAAGGAACCGGAUCACGGCGAGUCUGAUCCAGGAUGUUUCAGCUGAGAACUUCACCAUGGUCGGGUCGCCCGUGGAAUCCGCGGAGCAAAGGCCGCUGUGCAGGCGAGUGGACAUGUGGGUGGAUUUCGACCAGAUCGGGUGGAACGAGUGGAUCGUGCAUCCGAAGCGCUACAACGCAUACCGAUGCGAAGGGGAGUGUCCGAGUCCGCUGGACGAGUCUUAUAAACCCACCAAUCACGCAUACAUGCAGAGUCUCCUGAAGCUGUACCAUCCGGAGCGCGUCUCCUGCCCGUCGUGCGUCCCCACCCGGCUCAGUUCGCUCUCCAUGCUGUAUUACGAGGGCGACGACGUGGUGCUGCGUCACCACGAGGACAUGGUGGUAGAAGAAUGCGGUUGCCAAUAA
Trichomycterus rosablanca is the source of this 1152-nucleotide messenger RNA. RefSeq names its product southpaw (gene spaw). Bases 1 to 1152 code for a protein of 383 amino acids. Gene Ontology annotation, molecular function: cytokine activity; growth factor activity. Gene Ontology annotation, cellular component: extracellular region. NCBI's taxonomy places the organism in Eukaryota, Metazoa, Chordata, Actinopteri, Siluriformes, Trichomycteridae. The transcript has 3 exons. The record is from RefSeq and is a predicted model, not a curated record.